UUCACCUCCUCCACCGCAAAACACUUCCACCACCACCACCGGCGCCACCUCCCGCCCGCCCGCCCGCCCGUCGCGUCCCCGCUAAGCUCCCCUUACUCGCCGUCGAGGGAGGUUUCCGCGACCAGGCCCGACAAUGGCGUCCCGUCUCAAGUUCGAGAACUCGUGCGAGGUUGGCGUCUUCUCGAGGCUCACCAACGCCUACUGCCUCGUCGCCGCCGGCGGCGCUGAGAAUUUCGUCAGUGUGUUUGAAGCCGAGCUCGCUGGCGUCAUCCCGGUGGUCAGGGCGUCCAUCGGCGGCACCAGGAUCGUCGGGAGACUCUGCGUCGGCAACAAAAACGGGCUUCUUCUGCCACAUACCACCACCGACCAAGAGCUCCAGCACCUGAAGAACAGCCUGCCUGAUCAGGUGGUCGUCCAGCGCAUCGACGAACGCCUCUCUGCCCUGGGCAACUGCAUUGCUUGCAAUGACCAUGUUGCUCUCACAAACCCAGAUCUCACCAAGGAAACCGAGGAGCUCAUCUCAGACGUUCUUGGAGUGGAGGUGUUCAGGCAGACGAUCGCUGGGAACAUACUGGUGGGGAGUUUCUGCACCUUUUCCAACAAAGGGGGACUUGUUCACCCGCGGACGUCGGUGGAAGACCUGGACGAGCUGUCGACGCUGCUACAGGUGCCCCUCGUGGCCGGCACCGUGAACCGGGGGAGCGAGGUCAUCGCGAGCGGCAUGGCGGUCAACGACUGGGCGGCGUUCUGCGGCUCGGACACCACGGCGACCGAGCUCUCAGUUGUGGAGAGCGUCUUCAGGCUGAGAGACGGACGACCCGGCGCUCUUGGCGCCGACGUCAGGAAGUCCUUGGUUGAGAGCUGCUUUGUUUAGUCUUCUUGCCAGCAUGACUUCUCCCUUGCUGUAUCUUCACUAUUACGACUGCUGCUGCAUCAGAAGAUAUGUGUUCCCGUCCAUUAAUCCUGUCAGGAUGAUACGAACGAAGAUCGUCUACUUUGCAGACCUGGAAUUUUCCCAGUCAAGUUUAGCUCAAGGACAAGACUCGUUCUGAUGCCAAAUGCUGAUUGCAGAGUUCACAUUUAAUGUCAAGUAGUAUUACGUGCUUUACAAACCUGGAAAACCUUCCCAAAUCAAGUUGAAAGGAUGACUCGUUCUAACUAGCAAUUGUUACUUGCAGAGUUCA
Brachypodium distachyon (stiff brome) is the source of this 1184-nucleotide messenger RNA. Its product is annotated as eukaryotic translation initiation factor 6-2. The record is from RefSeq and is a predicted model, not a curated record. Gene Ontology annotation, biological process: maturation of LSU-rRNA; maturation of 5.8S rRNA; assembly of large subunit precursor of preribosome. Gene Ontology annotation, molecular function: ribosomal large subunit binding. Gene Ontology annotation, cellular component: cytosol; preribosome, large subunit precursor; nucleolus. The transcript is spliced from 7 exons. NCBI's taxonomy places the organism in Eukaryota, Viridiplantae, Streptophyta, Magnoliopsida, Poales, Poaceae. Bases 134 to 874 code for a protein of 246 amino acids.